Molecule: messenger RNA, 1541 nt
Organism: Darwinula stevensoni
Lineage: Eukaryota; Metazoa; Arthropoda; Ostracoda; Podocopida; Darwinulidae
Source: the annotation of a GenBank genome assembly
AUGUACUGCAUAGAACGUUUUCUGUUGCAUCUGACUGCCGCGCCUCGACAUUCAAGAAACCCGCUUUCCGCGAAAGCCUCGCAUCCCACACCGAGACUCACCGACAGACCGCAAAAUCGUUCCCCAGAUCCGCCGGUGUGCAAGGACGAGGAGCGACCGAUCGUCUACGGCGUAGCCAAGAUGGAGGAGGCGUUCGUGACGUGCCGCGUGGAGGCGGAGCCCCCUCCCACCCGCUUCCGGUGGGCCUUCAACAACUCCGCGACGACCCUGGAGAUCCAGGCGAAGAACUACAACAGCACCGGCCUGGCCAGCACCGUCCGCUACAGGCCCCAGAACGAGCUGGACUACGGGAGCCUGCUCUGCUGGGCCUCCAACGAGCUCGGGAACCAGGCCUAUCCCUGCGUCUACCACGUCAUCGCCGUCGGGGUUCCAGAGCCGCCGCUGGACUGCACGAUCGUGAAUCUGACGACCGAGUCCAUUCAAGUCACGUGCCGCGAGGGAUUCAACGGGGGACUGAAGCAGCAAUUCGUGCUGGAGGUCUACGAGGAGGAGCGCCGCCAACUCUGGGCCAAUGUAUCAAACACGAAGCCGAGCUUCGUCAUCAACGGCUUGAGCCCCGGGACGACGGUCUCCCUCAGCGUCUACUCCGUCAAUGCCAAGGGACAGAGCGAGAAAGUCUUCCUCGAUGCCUCGACGCAGAAGAACGCCGGGCAAGUCCUCGCCAGACCAGAUUCGCUGAUGAGGAGCCUGACGUUAAACUCCCUGCUCCCCGUCCUGGUCGGCGUCGCAUCCGGCCUCGCCCUGGUCGCCAUCGUCAUCGUCAUCAUGAUGAAGAUGAAAGGCCACAGCAGCCGCAGCCGCCGCGGCCGCCGACGCAGUCGCGGCUCCGACGACAACAAGCCCGUCGCCCCCGGGAUCCCCGUCUACAACCCAGUCGAAGGACUCAUGAAAUCGGACGAUCCUUACGAGCUGGACGAAAAGAACCCCGACCUCAUUCCCCAGGGCUCAGUGACUCUGGAGUGCCCCGGCAGGCCAUUGCAGGUAGAGAUGCUCAAUCACAAGGAAAGGCGCCACGUGUCUUUCUGCGAACACCACACCUUCCUUCCCAGUUGUAGUAAUGAAUACCUCCCCAACGCCUCUUCUCCUUCUCCGAAUCAUAUAUGGCUCAAAAAUCCGGAGGAAGGAGGAAUCAGUUCGACGGCAGCGUCGGCGUCAGCCUUCAUGUCCUUGCCUCGUAACUACACGUCGACGCCGCUGCUCCAGAGACCCGACCCAGUCGUGGCCUACGCAACCCUCGACCGAACCCCGCGAAUCCCCCCGCCCCGGGGCUUCGGCAACCACCCCGACGACCCCCACCCCCCCAAGCGCCGAGGCUCCGACCAAGUGGAGAGCACCGUAUAGUCUCCGGGGGAAGGGAACCGCGCCCGAUCGCAGCCAGCUUUUCCUGGACUCUUGCCAGCCCUGGAAGGAAGGAAGGAAGGAAGGAAUGAAGGAAUAAGAUAGGAUGUAAGGAAAAAAGGAAUCCUCGAUCUGGCUUUCAG